GAGCCCUAGCCACGACGCCCACAAGCCCAAGGGACAGAGCCAGACCCAGGCAGAGAGGGAGGGAGGAGCAGCUGCAGCCCAGGAGGACGCCCGGCCAAGGCAGCAGCAACAGCAGCAGCAGCAGCAGCCCCGGGACUUGUGGGCCCAGAAAGGUCUCUUAGAAGAAAGACGGAACACCCUUAGGCUGCUGUAUGAAUAUUUGCUUUUGGACCGACAGGAAUACUUCAAGAACCGAAAAUGCCAAAACCAGUCAAUGUUCGGGUUACCACUAUGGAUGCAGAGCUGGAGUUUGCCAUCCAGCCUAAUACUACAGGCAAACAGCUGUUUGACCAGGUGGUCAAGACUAUUGGAUUGCGUGAAGUCUGGUACUUUGGUCUUCAGUAUGUGGAUAAUAAAGGAUUCCCAACCUGGCUGAAGCUUGACAAAAAGGUCUCAGCUCAAGAGGUCAGGAAAGAGAACCCACUGCAGUUCAAAUUCCGUGCCAAGUUUUUUCCUGAAGAUGUAGCUGAAGAGCUGAUCCAGGACAUUACGCAAAAGCUAUUCUUCCUGCAGGUGAAGGAAGGCAUCCUCAGUGACGAGAUCUACUGCCCACCUGAAACUGCAGUCCUCCUUGGGUCAUAUGCUGUGCAAGCUAAAUUUGGGGACUAUAAUAAAGAAUUACACAAGGCUGGAUAUCUCAGUUCUGAACGCCUAAUUCCCCAGCGAGUAAUGGACCAACAUAAACUCUCAAGAGAACAGUGGGAAGAACGGAUCCAAGUGUGGCAUGCUGAACAUGGUGGGAUGCUCAAAGAGAAUGCCAUGCUGGAAUACUUGAAGAUUGCCCAGGACUUAGAGAUGUAUGGAAUCAACUACUUUGAAAUUAAGAACAAGAAAGGGACAGAUCUCUGGCUGGGAGUAGAUGCCCUUGGGCUGAACAUUUAUGAGAAGGACGACAAAUUAACCCCUAAAAUUGGCUUUCCUUGGAGUGAGAUCAGAAACAUCUCUUUCAAUGACAAGAAGUUUGUUAUAAAGCCAAUUGACAAGAAAGCACCAGACUUUGUGUUUUAUGCCCCUCGUCUAAGAAUUAACAAGAGAAUCCUGCAGCUGUGCAUGGGAAAUCAUGAGCUGUACAUGCGCCGUAGGAAACCUGAUACCAUUGAGGUCCAACAGAUGAAAGCCCAGGCCCGUGAAGAGAAGCACCAGAAACAGCUGGAAAGGCAACAGCUAGAAAAUGAAAAGAAGAAAAGAGAAACUAUUGAAAAGGAGAAAGAGCAAAUGCUAAGGGAGAAAGAAGAGCUGAUGAUGAGACUGCAAGAGUAUGAACAGAAGACACAGAAAGCAGAAAAAGAGCUCUCAGACCAAAUCCAAAAAGCCAGGCAGCUGGAAGAUGAAAGGAAAAGGGCUCAGGAGGAAGCUGAGCGUCUGGAGAACGAGCGUUUGGCCGCCCUGCAAGCCAAGGAGGAACUGGAAAAGCAAGCUGUUGACCAGAUGAAGAGCCAGGAGCAGCUGGCUACAGAGCUUGCAGAAUACACAGCUCGAAUUGCACUUCUGGAAGAGGCAAGGAAACGCAAAGAGAAUGAAGUGGAAGAAUGGCAGCACAGGGCUAAGGAAGCCCAAGAAGAUCUUGUAAAAACAAAAGAGGAACUACACUUGGUGAUGACUGCUCCUCCUCCUCCACCACCACCUGUUUAUGAGCCAGUGAACUACCAUGUCCAUGAUAACUUUCAAGAUGAAGGAACAGAGUCCUCCGGCUACAGUGCAGAAUUCUCCAGUGAAGGCAUAUUGGAUGAUCGCAAUGAGGAGAAACGGAUUACUGAAGCAGAGAAAAAUGAACGUGUGCAAAAACAGCUGAAGACGCUGACUGAUGAACUAGCCCAGGCCAGAGAUGAGAACAAGAAGACACAAAACGACCUCAUCCACACAGAGAACAUGCGACAAGGACGUGACAAGUACAAGACACUGAGGCAGAUCCGGCAAGGCAACACAAAGCAGAGAAUUGAUGAGUUUGAGGCUAUGUAAAUACCCCAACACAAGACUCUGGGAAAGACAGCUUUUGAAUGCUGACUUUUCUUUCUUUCUGAAGGGUUACUGGACAUUCAUAACAACAACAAAAAAAGCCCCCAAGUCUUCACCUUAUCAAAUGCUACCUGAAUCUAGCAGAAGCAGCGAUCAACUUUUGAGUAUAUCGGAAUAGCUGCCACAGAGUUUCAAUCAAAUUUUGGUCAUGUCCUAGUGCCAAAAGGCCUCUUAGAAUUGCUCAUCCCCCACAUAUGUUCACAGUGUGCUUCUUAAGUACAGGCAUCUCUACAAUGGCAUUUAAGUUCAGAUUUGGGGCUGAGGCACUGUUAGUUUGUUGUGCCAUCUUCCUUGUUUUUAAACACCACAUGUAAUUCACCAUUGUAAAGGUCUCCAGAUUGUCCAUCACUUCCCCUCACCCCUUAGCAUUUAUCCCUCUUGUAGGAAUGUAGGUGGAAACCACUUAAACAUAGGCCUGAGGAAACCUUUUAAUAGCACUGUUGUAUUGAAGAGGCGCCCACAGUGAUCACUCAAAAGAAAUACAGCACAGGCACACUUGGUUGCCUUUCUUGCAUGGGAUAGUCAGGGAUAUUGUUGGCCUUCAAUAUUAUUGAAGAGUGGUACUCCAGCUUAACCAAUCAGCUGUAAUGUAGUAUUUAUAUAUAUACCUUUAUUAAGUGAGAUAUAUAAUUCUAGUUUGAAAAGGGAGGUGAAAAUGCUUUUGCUCUGUAUAUUUUGUUACUACUUUCAGACUUGAUGUUAAAAGAAUAAUAUGUAAAAGAAUUAAACAUUAUCUCUUAGUUUCUGGGUUGAGACAGCAUACGAAACUGAUUAUGAUCUAGAAAAUAUUUGUAAAGAUUUUUUUUACUUUAAUUGAACAUUGUGAUACAUGCCUAUGAUUCAGUAUAUACAACUUCACUGUACCUAUUUUUUCUAACAAAUUUUCUAAUUUUUUAAAAUGAUCUAGUUUCAGACUCCAACCAUGAAGGGACUUUGUCAGCGUUUUAUUUUCUCAUUUAAAGAGAAUUUACAUGGAUUUCUUCCACUCCCUAAAUGUAUCCAUCCCAGUCUUUGGAAAUUUACUAGAAUGUCAAUACAGUACAUCAUUAUCUCUGUUCCGCAUACAACUCCCUAUGCUGCUUUAUAUUCAAAAGUUUAAACCUUUGUAACCUGAUAACAGUGUUGUGGGAUUUGUUUUUGUGCAAUUCACCCACAAAUAAAAUCUGUAAGGCAACGUGA
Sceloporus undulatus (fence lizard) is the source of this 3234-nucleotide messenger RNA. RefSeq names its product ezrin (gene EZR). The record is from RefSeq and is a predicted model, not a curated record. The coding region runs from base 238 to 1998 and encodes 586 amino acids. Gene Ontology annotation, molecular function: actin binding; cell adhesion molecule binding. The transcript is spliced from 14 exons. NCBI's taxonomy places the organism in Eukaryota, Metazoa, Chordata, Lepidosauria, Squamata, Phrynosomatidae. Gene Ontology annotation, biological process: regulation of cell shape; positive regulation of early endosome to late endosome transport; regulation of organelle assembly. Gene Ontology annotation, cellular component: apical part of cell; adherens junction; cytoskeleton.